Molecule: messenger RNA, 610 nt
Organism: Chelonia mydas (Green sea turtle)
Lineage: Eukaryota; Metazoa; Chordata; Testudines; Cheloniidae
Product: calmodulin-4-like
Exons: 7
Coding region: 35-610 (191 amino acids)
Molecular function (GO): calcium ion binding
Source: RefSeq, a predicted model, not a curated record
UUAUAUCCAGAACCUGGACUACAUCCUGGACAGCAUGGGGGUCCAUUUAACCAAUGAGGAGCUGCAGGAGGUGCUGAAACAUUUGACCGUUGAUGCUGACGGAAAGGUGAAUAUGGGUAAAUUUAUGAAGGAGGUGAAAAAUGUCCAGAAAUUGUCCCUGGAAGGAGACCAAGUGCGGUCUCCAUCUCCAGAGGACAAAGUGGAUGUGGGAAACCUGGACUCUGUGCUGGCCAACAUGGGGAUCCAUUUAACCCAGGAGGAGCUGCAGGAGGCACUGAAGCACAGCCCAGUUGACAGAGACGGCAAAGUCGGCCUGAGUGCGUUUAUGAAGAGCGUGAUGAGUACGCGGAGACCCUCCCAGGCUGAGAGGGAUAAGGUUGAUCUCCAGAACCUGGACUCCAUCCUGGACAGAAUGGGAGCCCAUUUAACCAAUGAGGAGGUGCAAGAAGCAUUGAAACAUGUUACUGUUGAUGCGGACAGGAAGGUGAAUUUGGGUGAAUUUAUGAAGCAGGUGAGGGCUGUCCAGAAAUUGCCCCCAGGGGAAGGAGUAGAUCAAAGUGCAACUACAGAGCUUUUAGUGAAUGGUAGCAGGGUCCACUCCGCCAAUUAG